Messenger RNA from Medicago truncatula (barrel medic), 1802 nucleotides. Its product is annotated as F-box protein At2g26850. The transcript has 5 exons. NCBI's taxonomy places the organism in Eukaryota, Viridiplantae, Streptophyta, Magnoliopsida, Fabales, Fabaceae. Gene Ontology annotation, molecular function: protein binding. The record is from RefSeq and is a predicted model, not a curated record. The coding region runs from base 331 to 1515 and encodes 394 amino acids.
CAAAUAUAUAAUGCUUUGCAUCCUCCUCCCUUCUCAUUCCAAUAUUCUUCCAUCAUCAACCACAUAACAGCUGCCUUCCACUAACCAUACACACAUUUCUUCUCUUGGUUGUUUUGUGUUAAAUCACUAUAUAUGAUGAUGCUUAAAACAUUUUUUUAAGGAUCAUACUUUGAUGAUGUUUGUUUUGUAAGCUUGUCGGUUGUGUAGUCUACAUAAGUCCUUCUCAAGACAAAAACCAUAGGUUUUGCCAAACCACUAGUCUCAUCUUCCAUUGGUGGAUCUUGUUUCCUCUCUAAUAACACUUUUGAUAUAUAAUCCUCUCCGAUCACAAUGUUUUACAUCCUUAUAUCUUUUGUCUCCUUUGUUAUGAUCCUUUCAAAAUCCUUUAUAAAUAAACCACUCUCAUCAAAUGUGAAAAAACUUGUGUCAAAUGGUUUUUGUGGAAAGCUUUUAAGUUUCCUAGCUUCUAGGCUCAAAACAAGAACUAUUUUUCUACCUUUUAGUUUUUUUCAAUUUUCUCUUGGCAUGCAAUUACAAAACAAAAGUUGUUUGGUGUCCAAAGUUGAGUAUAGAGAAGAAGAGGAAGAGAAAGCUUCUCUCUUGGAUUUGCAUGAUUUACCAUUGGAUUGUAUUCUUGAAAAACUUUCACCUAGUGAAUUAUGCAAUGUGGCUCAAGUGUGUAAAUCUCUUAGGGAAAAAUGUAGAAGUGAUUAUUUAUGGGAGAAACAUAUGAAGAUGAAAUGGGGCAAAAUUUUAGGUGAUUCUGCUUAUAGACAAUGGAAAUGUUAUGUAGCUUCCAAAAGCAUAGAGAAGAAUUCAAAUCAACACAAAAAUCAGAAAACAGUACUUGCUUUCCUUCAUGCUUUUCUUCCAUUCUUUUGGAUUAAAUCAAAAUCAGAAAAAUACAUAAAGUCAAGGCCAGAUGACUCAAUUGCUGCUCUUUAUCUUUCUCUUGAGAAUGGAAAAUUUUGGUUCCCUGCUCAAGUUUAUAACCGUGAGAAUGGUCAUGCUGGAUUCCUGCUCUCAUGUUAUGAUGCUGAACUUUGCUAUGACUCUAGAACAGAUACCUUUCAAGCAAGGUACUCACCUCAUGGGAGAUGGACAACUGAGGAAAACAUAAAAUGGGAAAGGCUAAGAGUACCACCUAUUGACUCUUCUUCACAUGUUCUUCAUAUCUCUGACUGCUUAGAUGACUUAAAGCCUGGAGAUCAUGUUGAAAUUCAGUGGAGAAGAAACAAUGAGUUCCCUUAUGGUUGGUGGUAUAGUGUCAUUGGUCAUUUGGAAACAUGUCAAGGUGAUGGGAACCAUUGCCAAUGUCACGAUAAAGACACAGUUAUUUUGGAGUUCACACAAUACACAGCUGGCUCAAGAUGGAGACAAACAAUGAUAAACAGAAAAAAUCAUAGAGAACAAGGAAAUGAAAUAGAAGGUUUUUAUGGGGGAAUCAGAAAGUUGCAUAGCAAGGAGGAGAUUACAAAGUGGAAGAAACUUUGGCCAACAAAAAAUGUUGAAUAGCAUGAUUAAAUAACUUUAGAACUUUGUAAAUAAACUAGUUUACAUUCCUAAAAUGUGAAUGUAAAGGCAUAAAGGAUUAGUUUUUGUCAAAGAAUGAUGUCACUCAUUCCUAACUAUAGGUCUAAAUUGGAAAAUUUACAUUGGAUGAAUUUUUCAGUUUUAAAGUAACGUGUACCACUACAUAAGCAUAGUGUAUAUGUUACUGUUAUUUUCUUUUUGUCUACUAGCUUUUGCUAGUUUUUUCUUAUGCAAGACAAUGCUAAGUGGUGAGGGAAAUUGGCUAUUCA